AUGCACGGAUCCAACUGUCCCAAGUGCGGAGCCGCCUCUGACGGCGCUUCCAAGUCGUGCGAUUCCUGCGGCGCCGUAAGUCCUCCUGACUCCUUUUUCCCUUUUUUUUUCUGUUAUCAUUCGACUCCAGACGCCUUCUCUACGGUAGCUGAUCAAGCACCGUCACGUACGUUGCAUUGA
Messenger RNA from Thermothelomyces thermophilus ATCC 42464, 180 nucleotides. RefSeq lists its product as uncharacterized. The record is from RefSeq and is a predicted model, not a curated record. Lineage: Eukaryota; Fungi; Ascomycota; Sordariomycetes; Sordariales; Chaetomiaceae. The transcript has a single exon. Bases 1 to 180 code for a protein of 59 amino acids.